AGACGUCAGAAUGGUCAGAAUAAAAAUUUAGUGCAAAACAUAAAUAGUAAAUUAGCAAGAAAGUGCUGGAGAUCUUAUAGAUUAAGUGCACAUAAGUUAACAUACUAAGACAGAAUGUUAAGUGUAGAAGAACAGUACAUUUACUAUAAGUGAGUAACAUGCAAAAAAAGGAAAUCAACAUAGCUACCAUAAUUCGCGACCGUGAGCAUGGAACCCGACGGAUCAAUCCAAAAGCGUUCAAAAAGAUUGCUCUGGAGCUGGCUGAAUAUUCACUUUUGGAACGGCUGAGGAGUGAAGAUCUUUGCCAGCCUCUGGACGAUCUAUCGAACGAAACCGAGUCGGUGUUCAACGUAGAACAAAGUCAUGAUGGGUGCUAUGCCGCAACAGUACAGACAAACAAGAGUGUAAAUAUCUUUCAAGUUUGUUCAAUGAAAAAAAGAGCCGAGUAUCAUACGAAUGAGCGAUCAGUAUGGACAUUGGCGUUUCAUCCAUCCAAUUCAGCCAUAAUUGCUUUUGGAACGCUGGGCGGAAAAGUUUUCGUUUAUGUUGAUGGCAAAGAGUCCGCUUGGUUGGAGGAACCGGAACUCAUUGCUUCGUUAUGUUUCCAUCCCAUUGACAACUAUCUGGUGCUGGCCAGUGGAAACGAAGUAACGUUCUGGGAUUGGAAACACAAUUCCAUAAUGAGCACCGGAACGACGUAUAAUGAUUCCAAGUGCCGUUUUUUGCGAAUUACAAAUAAUUCGAUGCUUGUGACGGGCAUCUCGCAAACGAUUCUUUUCGCGUCUGCAUCGAUAGGAAAGAACUUGGCGAGCGUGGAGCCUCAGUAUCUGAUGGCUUCUUUCCUAAGGACGGUCAACUAUAUGCUCGAUUCGUUGGAGCAUGGCUGCACUAUAGGAAACAGUUUCAAUGCUGAGUUCAAGAAGCAGUUUUACCUUUGGAACCAUUUGCUUAAGGUUAUCAUAGAUAAGAGAAAAGAGCUGAGAUGCUAUUCCAGUAUCAAAGAACAAGCCGAGUGCACAAAUUCCUAUCUCAAUAAUACGCUUAUUAUUUUGAAUCGUCGAAUAGACAGUAUGCUAGAAACCGUUGAACGCUCCGUUUUCAGAUUACUUCCGGAAAGCAGUGGAAUUAUUGAUCAUGAAUAUAUUGAACAGUUUUGCCGGCUGCCAAUGCUGUAUUUUGAACAAGUGUGCUCCAGUUAUGUGGAGCAAAUGUAUAGUGGCUAUAUUAGGUACAUCUUCGAUUUGUCGUUGGUAAAAAAUAUUUUGUAUAAGAUUUUCAAACUAUACUUUGACUAUGAACACAAGCUUCCUUUCGAGGAAUGGUUGAAAUAUGAGUAUCACAUUGAUAGUUGCAUAGUUUCUCGAAAUACGCCGAACAAAAAUCACUUCAUCUUACAAGCCUGGGAACUGAAAGACUUUCGCGAAACUUCGGCUGCACCGGAUUUCAAAGAAGACUGGAAAAACAUUAUCUCUAUUUGCUCAAUCAACAAUGACUCGAAUGUGUCGAUAUCGCAAUGUGAGCAAUUCGUGGCUUCAGUUCACUGUAAAGCGGUUCAGGAAAUGGAGGUGCGCAGUCUCUGUCCAGCGAACUUCGGAGAAUGCAUUUUCGUAUUUAGGUUCACGGCAAAUUUCGUAUCCUUAUCGUUCUCACCGUCGGGCAAAUAUAUUGUAAUAGGGCUACGAUGUAAAAAGCGCCUUAAGUAUGCAUACGUUCUGGAUAAGGAUACCAGGUGGAAAAUUGGCGUUGACUUCCGUUAUGAGCUCAACGAUUCCAGAAAUCGGGAGGCCGAUACAUCGUCGCCAAACAAUCGUGUCGGUUUGAAGUUAUGCCUGCCAAAAGAAUCCUUCAACUAUAAGGAAAUCAACUGCAUCAAGUGGUCAACACUGCCAGGAUACGGGCUUCUCAUAGGACUGAAAUCAAAAUUUAUACAAAUCUGCAGGUAACUGUCAACAGCGGACAUUUUCUAUGGAGAUAAUUUGUUUCAAUCAUACCUUGAUGACUGCCUGAUGAGUGCGGUUGAUGCAGUGGUUUAAAUUGUGUAGAAAAAAAAACAGGAGAGGUAGGCAAAAGAUAUUUUAGUUAUAAGAUAAAGAUUGUUGCUUCGGUUCCCUUUGUUCUGCUGUCCGAAACAUGUUGGGUGUAGAACUCUUAAAUCGUAUGGAUUUUUCCUUCAAUGAAAGCGACAAUCUUUAUCUUGUAACUAAAAUAUCUUUGAGGUAGGCGUAUAGACCAACAUAUGCAACAUCUGGAUUUGGUUCUUAAAAGCAGUGCUAAUUCUUUACCACCUUUUUAUUAUAUAUACUACUUAUCAUGUUCGAUCGCGCACCAAAUAAUUAGGUUUUAUUUAAUAAGCAGAACAAAAUAACGCGAGUCUCGAGACUGUUCUGCACAUCCAAAUCAUGUUCAAUCGUGUACCAAUUAAUUACCUUUUUCGUUCGCAUAAAAAGUUGAACAAAAAAUCGA
Messenger RNA from Armigeres subalbatus, 2463 nucleotides. RefSeq names its product activating molecule in BECN1-regulated autophagy protein 1-like. Bases 159 to 1943 code for a protein of 594 amino acids. The record is from RefSeq and is a predicted model, not a curated record. Gene Ontology annotation, molecular function: protein binding. Gene Ontology annotation, cellular component: intracellular membrane-bounded organelle. Lineage: Eukaryota; Metazoa; Arthropoda; Insecta; Diptera; Culicidae. Gene Ontology annotation, biological process: autophagy. The transcript is spliced from 10 exons.